GUUCAUUCGAAAAACCGCUUAGUUUGAGCCGAGUUAGAUAAGAUAGCAGUAUAUAAAAAGCCUCAAUAAGAGAUGCGUCGAUAGUAGUAUCGCAAUGAAUAGACCAACAAAGUGUAAUCCCUCAAUCACCUGCAUCAGCGACCUCGAGAAAGCCUCCUAUUGCAAGCUCAAUAAGACUGUAGCGGAGUACUACAAUGAAGGAUCUAUGGAUCUCAUCACCCUCAGGGACAAUACCGCAGUUUACGAUAGGUAUAAACUCAGACCAAGAGUCUUGCGUAAUCUGACGAAUUUGGACACUUCGACAAUGUGCCUUGGUAGCAGGGUAUCGUUUCCUCUUGGUAUAUCGCCUACUGCCAUGCAGGGCCUUGCACAUCCUGGUCGCGAGUUGGCUACGUCUCGCGCAGCAAGCAAGAUGGGUGUCAACAUGUGUCUUUCGACGUACACAAAUACUUCCAGCGAGGACGUCAUUGCUCAGUCGAAUGGCGGCAAUUCAUAUGCGCAACAAUUGUCAAUUAUGAAGGAUAAUUCAAUUAAUAUGGAAAUCAUCAAAGGUGCUGAGAAAGCGGGAUACAAAGCGAUAUUCCUCACCAUCGACUGUCCUUAUCUUGGACGCCGCCUAAAUGAGUAUAGGAACCAGUUUAAAUUGCCAGAACACCUCACACUACCGAAUCUCCCCGUAGAAGACGGAAAUAUGGUUACCAGAGAUGAGCGACUGGAGUACGACGAUCAACUCGACUGGGAGGGCAUUGCGCGAUUCAAAAAUAGUACUCAUUGUGAAAUCUGGCUUAAGGGGAUUCUGACAGCUGAGGACGCAAUGUUAGCAGUCGAAGCUGGUGUUGAUGGCAUCAUAGUGUCAAACCAUGGUGCUCGCCAGCUGGAUGGCUCAUGCAGCACGCUUGACGCCUUACCGGAGGUCGUGGGAGCAGUUGGUGGUCGUAUACCAGUACAUCUUGACGGCGGGAUACGUCGAGGUACUGAUAUUUUUAAGGCGAUCGCGCUAGGCGCUCAGCAUGUCUGGAUUGGAAGACCUGUGCUCUGGGGAUUAGCUUACAACGGACAGGAAGGUGUCGAGCUCGCUCUGCAGCUUUUGUAUGACGAGUUUAGACUAUGUCAGGCUCUUUGCGGCUGUUUAACCAUUAACGAUAUCACUUCAAAGCACUUAGCUAGAUUACACGCAGAUGGACGUUAUCGUCCCAUUGUAUAACCUUUCUUCCCUUGCAUUUAUGUUCUUUUUCUCUA
Wallemia mellicola CBS 633.66 is the source of this 1239-nucleotide messenger RNA. RefSeq names its product FMN-dependent alpha-hydroxy acid dehydrogenase. Lineage: Eukaryota; Fungi; Basidiomycota; Wallemiomycetes; Wallemiales; Wallemiaceae. Bases 95 to 1204 code for a protein of 369 amino acids. The transcript has a single exon. Gene Ontology annotation, molecular function: FMN binding; oxidoreductase activity. The record is from RefSeq and is a predicted model, not a curated record.